This is a messenger RNA of Ipomoea nil (Japanese morning glory), 1039 nucleotides long. RefSeq names its product exosome complex component RRP41-like. Gene Ontology annotation, biological process: U4 snRNA 3'-end processing; poly(A)-dependent snoRNA 3'-end processing; nuclear mRNA surveillance. The transcript has 7 exons. The record is from RefSeq and is a predicted model, not a curated record. Gene Ontology annotation, cellular component: nucleolus; cytoplasmic exosome (RNase complex); nuclear exosome (RNase complex). Bases 127 to 894 code for a protein of 255 amino acids. Lineage: Eukaryota; Viridiplantae; Streptophyta; Magnoliopsida; Solanales; Convolvulaceae.
UGGAAAAACAGAGGUUAGCAAUGAAGUUUUCAGGAAUUCACAGCCCCCGCGGUUGAAACCCACGCAGAGAGCUUCGGAGCACGCUGCAUUCGACCAACCAAUAAGCUUUCAUUACGAGGCGCGCGGAUGGCCGGAAAAUCAGGGACCACACCGGCGACGUAUUCUCCGUUUCCAUCGCAGAGGGUGAAGAAACCGUCCACUCUCACCGGCGACGAUUGGGUGCGCCCCGACGGCCGCCACUUCUACAGGUGUCGCGAUGCAUUGCUAAACACUGGUGCAGUGAAAGCAGCAUCAGGAUCUGCAUAUGCAGAAUUUGGAAAUACUAAGGUCAUUGUUUCAGUGUUUGGGCCAAGGGAGAGUAAGAAAGCAAUGAUGUACAGUGAUACAGGCCGGUUGAAUUGUAAUGUUACUUAUACAACUUUUGCCACUCCUGUUCGUGGGCAGAUGUCAGAGAAUAAGGAGCUCUCCUCAAUGCUGCAUAAAGCUUUGGAGGGUGCCAUAAUUCUAGAUUCAUUUCCAAAGACCACUGUAGAUGUUUUUGCUUUGGUUUUGGAAUCUGGUGGCAGUGAUCUUCCUGUGAUUAUAUCAUGUGCUAGUCUAGCUCUAGCAGAUGCAGGGAUUUUGUUGUAUGAUUUGGUGGCAGCAGUUUCUGUGUCCUGUGUGGGGAAGAACCUCAUCAUAGACCCCAUAUCAGAAGAAGAAAGCUACCAAGAUGGCAGCUUAAUGAUAGCAUGUAUGGCUUCGCGUAAGGAGGUCACCCAGUUGACUAUCACCGGAGAGUGGUCCACGCCAAAGAUUAAUGAAGCAAUGGAGCUGUGUAUUGAUGCUUGUUCGAAACUGGGGAGUAACAUGAGAGCUUGUUUGAAAAGUGCUGUUUCCGACUCCAAGGAAUAGAAAGAGGAAGGAACGGGGGCAUAAAAGUAUGUACUGUUUUCUUUCUUCCCCCUUAUGCCUACUAAAUUUUGCUACUAAGUAUUUAUCGGCCUGCUUUUUGAUUUAUCUGAUGUUAAUAAAAGUUAUUUUCGGAUAAUUGGGAUUA